AUGGAACCACGAAAUUCUGCUAUUCACGCAAACCUGGGCUUCAACACACUUUUCCUAUCCGUCCAAAUUCUCGGCGGAUUGAUAUCCUAUGCCAUUUUUGUCGGAUGUGAUCCCCUGCUUGAUGGACGUAUCACGGCCUACGAUCAGAUCUUCCCCCAUCUUGUUAUGCAUUUGUUUCAAAAUAUCCCAGUGCUUCGGGGCAUCUUCUUGUCAACAAUUUUUGCAGCUGCCCUAAGUCGAGCUUUAUCCCUUCAACUUAUGCGGAGCCAUGCGAACCCGCCUUUUGAAGAAGUCGUCGAUGCCAUACAAAGGCUGCGCAAAAACAAGGAAACCAAAGAGGAUGGUAUACCCACCGAAAUCUUCCGACCUUCUAUCGCCACUCUGGCAUGUUGGAUCCAUGAAGUGCUUGAACAGACGUCGAGAAGCGAGCUCGUUCCUGAUGACUGA
This is a messenger RNA of Dibothriocephalus latus, 447 nucleotides long. NCBI's taxonomy places the organism in Eukaryota, Metazoa, Platyhelminthes, Cestoda, Diphyllobothriidea, Diphyllobothriidae. The record is from the annotation of a GenBank genome assembly.